Prunus dulcis (almond) is the source of this 2396-nucleotide messenger RNA. RefSeq lists its product as uncharacterized. Lineage: Eukaryota; Viridiplantae; Streptophyta; Magnoliopsida; Rosales; Rosaceae. The record is from RefSeq and is a predicted model, not a curated record. The transcript has a single exon. The coding region runs from base 285 to 2204 and encodes 639 amino acids.
GAAAUUGUUGCCCUAAAAUCGAAAAUCUAAAAUCUAGUCUGAAAUCCAAUCCAGCUCCGUACUAAAAAGAGACCCAAGUCAAAAGCUCACAGGUCCCUCAGCUGACCCGCACACGACCGCACCGCAGAUACCUCGAAAUCUAACACAAAACUUGAUCCAAAUCCCUCAAAUCGCAGAUCCAAACACGUCGCAGAUCCGCAGCUCAAGCUCUGCUCCAAUGGCGAAACUCAAACACUAGCGAAGCAAAAUGAUUUCCGAGCUGUAAUAUAGCUUCUUCUGCUCCAAUGGCGAUUAGUUCCAUCAAAGGCAAGCUCAUUUUGCUCUACUUACUUUUCAUUUUUUCUUCUCCCUCUUCUGUUUCUAAGCUUUUCGUGAAAUCUAACUCCCACGAUCAAGAUCCUUACCAUGAACCCGAACCCGAUCCCAAUCAACAACAGCUCGUAUUGCAAAGGCUCGAAGAAGUAGUGAAAAACCUGACCGAAAUAGUUGCUAGAUUAGAACAUAAAUUAUCGGACCCUCCGAAAAGUUUAGCACCUGCCGAUGAGGGUUUGCCUUUGGCUCUUCAAGAGAAGGAAAGAUACGAUGGUCACAAAUUGAUCAAGCAAGUUCCAGAAGAGGGCUCUGAUCAGCGUAAAAUUGGAGAGAGGGCGAGGUCUGUUUCGGUAACCAAGUACAGUCCGUUCUGGUCGGACAGGUUUCAGUUUGUUUCGGCUGUGAAAUUGGAUUCGCAGGCGACUUGUAUUCAUGUCCUGCCGUUUCGUGAUUUCGAGGGGGUUACUAAGUACGUUGCGGUUGGAGAUGAGAGAGGGAGGGUUUAUGUGUUUCUCAGAAACGGGGACGUUUUGGUUGAGUUUGAUACGUUGUUGGGGUCACCCAUCAUGGCCAUGGCUUCCUUCUUGUCGGUUUACAAGAACGAGAGUUUUGUGGUGACAGGGCAUAAGAAUGGUGCAAUUUUGAUGCACAGAGUGUGGGAGGGAGUGAGUGGAGAAGAGUGGAGCUCGCUUGUAAUGGAAACUGUGAGAAAAUUUGAUACUGGGAAAAAUGGAUUGACCAUUGCUAUUUUGGAUGUGCACCAUGUGGGGAGGGUGAGUUAUAUAUUGGCCAGUGAUGUUAGUGGGAAAAUUACAGUGUUUCGAGAAAAUGGUUCGGUUCAUGGUUCCACCAUGCCCUCCAGUAGGCCACUUGCCUUCUUGAAGCAGCGACUUUUGUUUUUGACGGAGACCGGUGCAGGGUCUUUAGACCUGAGGAACAUGAAAGUCAGGGAGUCUGAAUGUGAAGGGUUGAACCGUUCCCUUUCUCGGUACUAUGUUUUUGAUGCCACAGAGCGGUCUAAAGCAUACGGAUUUACAUCAGAAGGUGAUCUGAUUCAUGUGUUGUUGUUAGGGGAUAUAAUGAACUUCAAAUGCAGGGUUAGGUCUAAGAGAAAGUUUGAGAUUGACGAGCCUCUUGCUUUUCAAGCAAUAAAGGGGUGUUUGCUUAUUGUAAGUGGGGAGAAAGUUUUCGUGUAUAAUGUUUCUACCCAGCAUUAUGUUAGGGUAGGUGCCCCUCGGAUUAUUUUCUCUGCCGGUCUCGAUGAGAUUAGGUCAUCUUUUCUUAAUUAUCAGACCGUGGAUGUUGAUGCUGAGAAAAGAAAUGUGACGCCCUUAAUAGCCAGUGACCGGGAAAAGCUUGUUGUUCUUGGUCUUGGUGGAGGGUACGUGGGAAUGUAUCGUUCCAACCUUCCGGUAUUUAAGGGUGAAUUUAACACAAUGCUAUGGACCAGUCCUGUAUUCUUCUUUGUGCUUUUCCUGUUUGGAGCAUGGCAAUUUUUUGCUAAGAAGAAGGAAGCACUCACUUCAUGGGGACCAGACGAUCCUUUUAGCUCAACCUCGGCUACAACCGGAGCUCCACUGGGGGAAAGCAGCACUGGAGAUAGGUCUUUUGUGGAAUCCUCAUCAAGAAAUAGCGACAUGAUGGAGCGUAGAGUUAGUGGUCUCAGAGGUCCAUCAAGGAGGUAUGCCUCUCCUCCACGGUAUACAGGGGCAGCAACCAGUUCAUUUAGGCCAGGUACUGCCGAUCAUAACCCUAGACCAUCGUCUGUUGAUCCUAAUUUUAGAACAGCUUCAGAACUAAAAUUUAGAGGUUCCGGGUUAGAUUCUUCAGGUUUUCCAAAGAGGAGAGAGAGUUUGUUUGUAAACACCCAAGUGAUGGAUGAUAGCAGUUAGGCCUUUAUAAUAAAUUUCAUCAACUUUAACUUCAGAGGUUUGUUCAAGGCUUAGUUCCUAGACCAUUCAUUUGGCAAGUCAGGGCCAUUUGAACUUGCACUAGCAGUAUUUUGUAACACCACUACAAAGUUUUCAAUCAAAAAUAAAAUUAUAGAACACAAUAUAUUUAUAAUUAAGAAUGUUCUUACUGUA